Molecule: messenger RNA, 3075 nt
Organism: Balaenoptera ricei (Rice's whale)
Lineage: Eukaryota; Metazoa; Chordata; Mammalia; Artiodactyla; Balaenopteridae
Gene: SUPT20H
Product: SPT20 homolog, SAGA complex component
Exons: 25
Coding region: 242-2677 (811 amino acids)
Biological process (GO): regulation of transcription by RNA polymerase II
Cellular component (GO): SAGA complex
Molecular function (GO): transcription coregulator activity
Source: RefSeq, a predicted model, not a curated record
CGGAGCCCGCGGGAGGAAGGUGGUGUCCCCGGAGACGCGGUGGGCUGGGUCGAGCCAGCCGCCCUCCCGGCGGUCCCUCCAUUGCCUCUCGCGGUGCUGCCAAGCCACGCUUUUCAUCUUAGUUUUGACUCUUGGGUUCCAGUUACAGUACUCUAAGACUGAUUUCUAAAGGUACGGUUUUCACCCCACUUCAUCAACGCACAUAAGUUUUCUCCUUUUUGGACCUCUAUUUUAUACCACAAUGCAACAAGCUUUAGAACUAGCUUUGGAUCGUGCGGAGUAUGUCAUUGAAAGUGCCCGACAGAGACCUCCUAAAAGGAAAUACCUAUCUAGUGGAAGAAAAUCUAUAUUUCAAAAACUUUAUGAUUUAUAUAUUGAAGAAUGCGAAAAAGAGCCUGAGGUUAAGAAAUUAAGAAGAAAUGUGAACUUGUUAGAGAAGCUUGUUAUGCAGGAGACAUUGUCAUGUUUAGUGGUCAACCUAUACCCAGGAAAUGAGGGAUAUUCUCUGAUGCUCAGGGGAAAAAAUGGAUCAGAUUCUGAGACCAUUCGACUGCCUUAUGAAGAAGGGGAAUUACUUGAAUACUUGGAUGCAGAAGAAUUACCUCCUAUUUUGGUUGAUCUCCUAGAAAAAUCUCAGGUUAAUAUUUUUCACUGUGGAUGUGUCAUAGCAGAAAUACGUGACUACAGGCAGUCCAGUAACAUGAAAUCUCCUGGUUACCAAAGUAGGCACAUUCUCUUACGUCCAACAAUGCAGACUUUAAUCUGUGAUGUACAUUCAAUAACAAGUGAUAACCAUAAAUGGACCCAGGAAGACAAACUUUUGCUUGAGAGCCAACUGAUUCUAGCUACAGCUGAACCACUGUGUCUUGAUCCUUCUGUAGCUGUAACCUGCACUGCGAACAGGCUGCUCUAUAACAAGCAAAAGAUGAACACGCGCCCAAUGAAACGGUGUUUCAAGAGAUAUUCCAGGUCCUCUCUGAAUCGGCAGCAGGAUCUGUCUCAUUGUCCACCUCCUCCUCAGCUAAAAUUACUUGAUUUCUUACAAAAGAGAAAGGAAAGAAAAGCAGGUCAGCAUUAUGACCUCAAAAUUUCUAAAGCAGGAAACUGUGUAGAUAUGUGGAAACGGAGUCCCUGUAAUUUGGCCAUACCUUCUGAAGUGGAUGUGGAAAAAUAUGCCAAAGUGGAAAAAUCUAUCAAAUCUGAUGACUCACAACCAACAGUCUGGCCAGCCCAUGAUGUAAAAGAUGACUAUAUAUUUGAAUGUGAAGCUGGUAAUCCAUAUCAGAAAACAAAGCUGACCAUUUUGCAGUCACUUGGUGAUCCACUUUACUAUGGUAAAAUACAGCCAUGUAAAGAAGAUGAAGAGAAUGACAGUCAGAUGUCUCCAUCCCACUUCUCCACAGAUGAUCAUUCAAAUUGGUUCAUUAUUGGAUCAAAGACUGAUGCUGAGAGAGUAGUCAGUCAGUACCAGGAACUGGUCCAGAACGAAGCCAAAUGUCCAGUGAAGAUGUCGCAUAGCUCCAGUGGCUCAGCGAGCUUGAGUCAGCCUUCGCCAGGGAAGGAAACAGAACAGCCUGAGACCCUGUCAGUUCAGUCUUCAGUACUGGGGAAGGGAGUAAAACAUCGACCUCCACCCAUCAAACUUCCCUCAAGCUCAGGAAAUAGUUCCUCAGGUAACUAUUUUACACCACAACAGGUCAGCAGCUUUCUUAAAUCUCCAACUCCUCCUCCUGCUUCUAAGCCACCAAGUCUUUCUCGGAAGUCAUCCAUGGAUCUCAGUCAAGUUAGCAUGCUUUCUCCAGCUGCCCUGUCACCUGCCAGUUCAUCACAAAGAUCUGGAACUCCUAAGCCAUCUACUCCUACACCAACCCCUUCAUCGACCCCACACCCUCCUGAUGCUCAGAGCUCAACUCCUAUUACCCCUUCAGCUACCCCUACUCCCCAAGAUUCAGGCUUCACCCCUCAGCCCACUUUGUUAACUCAGUUUGCUCAGCAGCAAAGGUCUCUGAGCCAGGCAAUGCCUGUAACAACCAUUCCUCUUUCCACCAUGGUAACAUCUAUAACUACAGGAACCACGGCCACCCAAGUCAUGGCAAACUCUGCUGGACUUAACUUCAUCAAUGUAGUGGGCUCUGUUUGUGGAGCUCAAGCUUUGAUGAGUGGUUCAAACCCUAUGCUGGGCUGUAACACUGGUGCCAUAACUCCUGCAGGAAUAAACUUGAGUGGCCUUCUACCCUCAGGAGGUCUGCUACCAAAUGCAUUGCCCAGUGCAAUGCAGGCAGCUUCUCAAGCAGGUGUUCCAUUUGGUUUAAAAAAUACUUCAAGUCUCAGGCCCUUAAAUCUACUCCAGCUUCCAGGUGGCUCGCUCAUUUUUAACACACUGCAGCAGCAGCAGCAGCUUUCUCAGUUUACACCACAGCAACCUCAGCAACCCACAACUUCUAGUCCUCAACAGCCAGGGGAGCAGGGUUCUGAACAAAGUUGCACCAGUCAGGAACAGGCCUUAUCUGCUCAGCACACUGCAGUUAUUAACCUUGCUGGAGUAGGAAGUUACAUGCAGUCACAGGCAGCUGCAGCUGCGGUUCUUGCAGCAUCAGAUGGCUAUGGCGGCGGCGGCAGCAGCACAGACAGCUCAGCUACAUCGGCAUCGGCAUACAGGCAGCCAGUCAAGAAGUAAAACGAAGAGAGGCACGCCAACCACUCCAAAAUUCUGAGUCUUGCAUUAUUUUCUUUCUUUUUAAAAACGUAAGAGCAUUGAAUCAAAAGGAUUCUGAGUUUCUACUUCGUUUUUGUUUUUUAACAUGUGUCAGUAUUUUACAUUGCUAGAUAUACAAACUUUAUACAGAAGCACAACCCUAUGAUUUUUAAAUAAAAACAGGGAAAUGGUUUAACGAACCAUUAGGGUGGGUUUACCUAAGUCAUUGCUUUUUAAAAACGGUUUCACUGUACAUAAUACAGAAGUGACCUAAGAAAUACUAGAAACAUCUUUCAGAAGAAUGUAGUUUGAUAUUUAUUUAGUAUAAAAGGUUUGUGCACAGUGUAACAAAUACAGUUUUUACAAAUCUGUUUUGAAAA